Messenger RNA from Lates calcarifer (barramundi perch), 9008 nucleotides. Its product is annotated as echinoderm microtubule-associated protein-like 6. Gene Ontology annotation, molecular function: microtubule binding. Lineage: Eukaryota; Metazoa; Chordata; Actinopteri; Centropomidae. The record is from RefSeq and is a predicted model, not a curated record. Bases 1751 to 7681 code for a protein of 1976 amino acids. The transcript is spliced from 40 exons.
UGACGGUGUCGGUGAUCCCUGGGAUCCCCGUUAAUAUCCCGACUUUCCUUCAUCAUUUUCUGGGUUUUUCCGGCCGUUUGUGAGCCGGGGAGCCGCUCCGGGUCUGUGCCGGUCUGUGGCGCCUCUCCGCCGGCCUCCAGCGGCAGGUGCAUUCGGUGCGGGGCUGUGGUGGUCGGCGGUUUUUCUCCGGUGAUAAAUCGGCGCCGUAAUCUCCGGAUUUCAGCCUGAAACAGCGGACAGACGGCGGCAGGAAUCAGCCGAGGGAUUUUCUCUCAUUUCAGCCUUCAGACGCUUCGUUUGUGGAAUUACCUCAAAUUUACACAGUGUCGGUUAUUUUACCACCGGGACGAACCGAACCUCGGUCAGAAAAACACAGAUUAUAUAUCCGCAUGUUUCCCCAUUCAAAGCUGAUUUUAAUAUUUGUACAGGAGCUGCUGACAUGUGGUGUUUUAUAUAUUUAUAUUGUACAGUGACCUUCCUAUAAUGUCCCACAUAUGACAGAUUUAUUCAACCUUAAUCUGAAUUAUUGUUCUAAUACUAUAUUUAAAAAAGAAGCCUAUAAAAUUCUAUAAAACGUUAAAAUCAGAUUUUUGUAAUAACUGUUUAUACUGUAGUCUGUUAAUUUUAACAAAUCCACAAAAUUUCCCGUCAUUUCUACCAAAAAAAAAGUGACACGUUUGUUUUCCUGCCAUUAUUCAGUCAUUUCUGUUCUAAAGAUUAAAAAAAUAAUUUAGAUACGUUAUUAUACGUUAGAUACGUUCUUAAACUUUUCCCUUGAAGCCAAAUAGCAACAACACAGAAAUAUUCUUGACUGAUUUAAAUUAAUGUGUCUCCGUGUUUUUAGAUAAAAUCAAAUGUUUAUGUUUUUGUUUUCAUAAAGCUCCUUAAAAUUUUGUCAAAAAGCAACAAAACUAACAGCUGUUAAGUUCAGGUGGGAUAAAAUUUUGGCCUCAGAAAUUAUUUUAUUAAUUUUACAUUUCUGGAUAUAAAGUGGCUUUAAAAAAUAGCCUUAAUUUUUGUGAGAAAAAUAUUCUGCAUUGUAGUAUUUGUGAUUUAUUGGACGAUCAAAAAAAUCAGAUUGACUAUUUUGAUUACUAUAUUUAACCGAUGCCUGAACUUUAACUUGUUUCCUACGAAAAAUCACAAAAUGUUUGUCUCUGACUACAAACGUUCUCAGACCAACAACUUUAUAUUUUGUAGCUUAGCAGCUAAAAUAUUUUACCAUCUCGAACACUGUCUUUAAAGGCAACAUUGGCAGAAUUAAAGGUACAGUACGCAGAUUUAUUCAGUCACUGAAACGUUACAGACCCAGAACUUUAAUAGGUGUCAGGACGUAGUUCGCUAAAGGUUUUGUAGCACAGAGAGACGUCCUGUAACUUCGGUAAAAAAAACUUUAUAACUCGGCCUUAAUCAUUAUUUAACUGUGAAAAACUAAAAGUUUAAACUCUGUGUUUUAUGAAUUCACUGUGGGACUAGUCUGAAACACGAACCUCUGCUGAGUUUGAAGAAGCUGCAGUCGGGAAUUAUGGAAAGUGUAGUUGGAUGUUGCGCUGUUAAAGGAACUACAGUGAUGGACUCCAGGACCCAGCAGUGUUAGGAACAGGACCAGGCUUGGAUGGACACGGACUCAGGACCUUCAGAGCAGAUGCUACGAACCUUCUUAGAGCCGAUCAGACCUCCUGGUUCAGAAGACGUUGGCGUUUAUUUUUCUCGUGGAUGUUUAACGUUGAGCUUCAGGCUCUGAGGGAACAUGGCGGAUAAGACGGCGCCGCGCUGCCAGCUGAGGCUGGAGUGGAUCCACGGAUACCGAGGUCACCAGUGUCGGAACAACCUGUACUACACCGCUGGAAAAGAGGUGGUGUACUUCGUGGCCGGAGUGGGCGUGGUCUACAACACCCGGGAGCACACCCAGAAGUUCUACCUGGGACACAACGAUGACAUCAUCAGCCUGGCGAUCCAUCCAGAUAAGAUCCAGGUGGCGACAGGUCAGGUGGGGAAGGACCCGUACAUCUGUAUCUGGGACACCUACGCCAUGCAGACUGUCUCCAUCCUGAGGGACGUCCACACACACGGAGUGGCCUGCCUCUCCUUCGACUCUGACGGACAGCGGCUGGCGUCGGUCGGUCUGGACGCCAAGAACACGGUGUGUGUUUGGGAUUGGAGGAGAGGACGAGUUCUCGCCACAGCGACUGGACACUCAGACCGAAUCUUUGACGUGGCCUGGGAUCUGUUCCAGUCCAGCCGGCUGGUCAGCUGUGGAGUCAAACACAUCAAGUUCUGGACUCUUUGUGGAAACGCUCUGACUCCGAAGAGAGGGAUUUUUGGGAAGACGGGCGACCUGCAGACCAUCCUGUGUGUCUCUGCAGCCAAAGACGAGCUGACGUACUCUGGAGCUCUGAACGGAGACGUCUACGUGUGGAGAGGAAUCACUCUGAUCAGGACCGUACAGGCUGCACAUGGGGCGGGGAUCUUCAGCAUGCAUGCCUGUGAAGAAGGAUUCGCCACCGGAGGACGAGACGGCUGCAUUCGACUGUGGGACAUCGACUUCAAACCCAUCACCAAGAUCGACCUGAGAGAGGCCGAGCAGGGAUACAAAGGUCUGUCCAUUCGCAGUGUUUGCUGGAAGGCUGACCGGAUCCUGGCAGGGACUCAGGACAGCGAGAUCUUUGAGGUCAUGGUCCGAGACCGGGACAAACCGGUUCUCCUGAUGCAGGGUCACAGUGAGGGCGAGCUGUGGGCACUCGACCUGCAUCCCAAACAGCCAGUCGCUGUCACCGGGAGCGAUGACCGUUCGGUCAGGCUGUGGAGUCUUCCUGACCACACUCUGCUGGCUCGCUGUAACAUGGAGGAAUCUGUUCGAAGUGUUUCCUUCAACAAUGACGGCUCUCAGCUCGCUCUGGGCAUGAAGGACGGAUCUUUCACUGUGCUGCGUGUCAGGGACAUGACGGAGGUUGUUCACAUCAAGGACAGGAAGGAGGUGAUCCAUGAGCUGAAGUUUUCUCCAGACGGUGCUUUCCUGGCAGUGGGAUCAAACGACGGGCUGGUGGAUGUCUACGCUGUUGCCCAGCGCUACAAGAAGGUGGGUGAGUGUAGCCGCUCCACCUCCUUCAUCACCCACCUGGAUUGGUCGGUCGACAGCCGCUUCCUGCAGACCAAUGACGGUGCUGGAGAGCGGCUCUUCUACAGGAUGCCAGCAGGGAAGCAGGUUCCCAAAGAGGAGGCGAAGGGGAUCCACUGGAUGACAUGGACGAGCGUCAUUGGGGCCGAGGUGAACGGCAUCUGGCCCAAAUACUCCAACGUCACCAAUGUGAACUCUGUGGAUGCCAACUACAGCAGUGCAGUGCUGGUGACUGGAGACGACCUCGGCCUUGUUAAACUCUUUAGGUUCCCCUGCUUAAAGAAAGGAGCCAAAUUCAAAAAGUACAUUGGUCACUCUGCCCACGUGACCAACGUCCGCUGGUCCAAUGACCUGCAGUGGGUUGUCAGCACUGGUGGCGCCGACCACGCCGUCUUCCAGUGGAGGUUCCUCCCUGAAGGUGUCAUGAAUGGCGUCUUGGAGCCCCUCCUCCAAGAGGGUUACGCCGACUCCAACAGCGGAGAGUCAGACUCAGACGUGUCGGAUGUCCCCGAGCUCGACUCGGACAUCGAACAGGAAGCUCAGACUAGCUACGAACGUCAGGUGUAUAAGGAGGACCUGCCUCAGCUGAAGAAGAAGCUGAUUGGUUCUCUGAAACGGCAGAAAGCUCCGGAGGAGGGGCUUCGUCUGCAGUUUGUUCAUGGGUAUCGGGGAUUUGACUGUCGGAACAACCUGUUCUACAGUCAGGCAGGGGAGGUGGUGUACCACGUGGCCGCUGUUGCCAUCGUCUACAACCGGCUGCAGCACAGUCAGAGAUUUUACCUCGGCCACGACGAUGACAUCCUCAGCCUCGCGGUCCACCCGCUCAAAGACUACGUGGCCUCCGCGCAGGUGGGCAGAGACCCAGCUGUCCAUGUCUGGGACAUCCAGACCCUGAAGUGUCUGUCACUGCUGAAGGGACACCACAGCAGAGGAGUGUGUGCCCUGGAGUUCACAGCGGAUGGGAAGAGUUUGAUUUCUGUUGGGAUCGAUGAUUUUCACUCCAUUGUUAUCUGGGACUGGAAGAAAGGAGAGCGACUGGCCAAGGCCAGGGGUCAUAAAGAUAAAAUCUUUGUGGUCAAGAGUAAUCCUUUCAGGAUGGACAAACUGGUGACAGUGGGGAUGAAACACAUCAAGUUCUGGCAACAUUCAGGUGGCGGCCUGACAUUUAAACGGGGGAUAUUCGGGAACCUGGGGAAACAGGAGACGAUGAUGUCUGCAUGUUACGGUCGAUCUGAAGACCUGGUUUUCUCCGGAGCCACAAACGGAGACGUUUAUAUCUGGAGAGACACAACGCUCAUCAAGACCAUCAAAGCUCACGACGGCCCUGUGUUCGCAAUGUGCUCCCUGGACAAGGGUUUUGUGACGGGGGGGAAGGACGGCAUCGUGGAGCUCUGGGACGACAUGUUUGAGAGAUGUUUGAAGACGUACGCCAUCAAGAGAGCCGCUCUGUCUCCGUCAUCUAAAGGUCUGCUGCUGGAGGACAACCCGUCCAUCAGAGCCAUCACUCUGGGUCAUGGUCACAUCCUGCUGGGAACAAAGAAUGGAGAAAUCCUGGAGAUUGACAAGAGUGGACCCAUGACGCUGCUGGUUCAGGGUCACAUGGAAGGGGAGGUUUGGGGUUUGGCGGCUCACCCUCUACUUCCUGUUUGUGCCACCGUCAGCGAUGACAAAACUCUGAGGAUCUGGGAGCUGUCGGCCAAUCACCGUAUGGUCGCCGUCCGCAAACUCAAGAAAGGUGAGACAGGUAUCCCACAGCAUGUUACUCUGCUUAAUGUGAUACUCACCUGUUUAUAUGUCUUACCUGUGUGUUACCUGACAGGUGGGCGGUGCUGCGCCUUCUCUCCUGACGGUAAAGCUCUGGCAGUCGGUCUGAACGACGGCAGCUUCCUGGUGGUGAACGCCGACACUCUGGAGGACAUGGUGACCUUCCACCACCGCAGAGAGCUAAUCUCAGACAUCCGCUUCUCCCAAGAUGCUGGGAAGUACCUGGCUGUUGCGUCCCAUGAUUCCUUUGUGGACAUUUAUAAUGUCCUGACCAGUAAGAGAGUUGGCAUCUGUAAAGGAGCUGGCAGCUACAUCACUCACAUCGACUGGGACUCUAGAGGUAAACUGCUGCAGGUGAACACUGGAGCUAAAGAGCAGCUGUUCUUUGAGGCUCCACGAGGACGCAAACAGAACAUCAGCAUGGCCGAGUUUGAGAAGCUGGACUGGGCUAGCUGGACAUCAGUUCUGGGUCCGACCUGUGAGGGAAUAUGGCCGACACUCAGCUUCGUUAACGCCGCCUCGCUCACCAAAGAUCACACACUGCUUGCCACCGGAGAUGACUUUGGUUUUCUCAAACUAUUCAGCUUCCCGUCCAGGGGCCAGUUUGCAAAGUUUAAGAAGUAUGUGGGCCACAGCACCAAUGUGACGAACGUCCGCUGGUCCAACGAUGACUCCAUGCUGCUGUCAGUGGGUGGGGCUGACACAGCGCUGAUGAUCUGGACCAGAGAGCCACCGGGACACAAAGAGAGCAAAGCUAUGGACAGUGAGGAGUCGGACGACGACACUGAGGAGGAUGGAGGUUACGACAGCGACGUGGCUCGGGAGAAGGUGGUGGACUACGUCACCAAGAUCUACUCUGCCAGCAUCAGGAGCAUGUCAGGAACCAAACCUCACAUGCAGCACAAAGAGCUUCCUGUGGAGGAGAGGCCUCCUGUGAGCCGAGCUGCACCGCUGCCCGACAAACUGCUGAAGAACAAUGUGACCAAGAAGAAGAAGGUGGUGGAGGAGCUGGUGUUGGAGCACGUCUUCGGCUACAGAGGCUUUGACUGUCGCAACAACCUGCAUUACCUCAACGACGGCGCUGACAUCAUCUUCCACACCGCCGCUGCUGUAGUGAUCCAGAACCUGUCCGCCGGAACUCAGAGUUUCUACCUGGAACACACCGACGACAUCCUCUGUCUGACCGUCAAUCAGCAUCCGAAGUACCAGAACAUCAUUGCUACAGGACAGAUCGGCCUCGCCCCGUCCAUCCAUGUGUGGGACGCCAUGACAAAGCAGACGCUGUCCAUCCUCCGCUGUUCCCAUGCGAAAGGUGUCGGCUACGUCAACUUCAGCGCCACAGGAAAGCUGCUACUGUCUGUGGGAGUGGAACCUGAACACACCAUCACGGUGUGGAGGUGGCAGGAAGGCACCAAGGUGACCAGUAAAGGUGGCCAUGCUGAGCGGAUCUUUGUGGUGGAGUUUAGACCGGACUCUGACACCCAGUUUGUGUCGGUGGGAAUCAAACACAUCAAGUUCUGGACUCUGGUUGGAGGUUCACUCAUGUACAAGAAAGGUGUGAUCGGCUCGGUGGAGGACGGCCGCAUGCAGACCAUGCUGUCUGUGGCCUUUGGUGCUAACAACCUGACGUUCACUGGUGCUAUAAACGGAGAUGUCUAUGUGUGGAGGGAGCACUUCCUGGUGCGGGUGGUGGCGAAGGCACACAGCGGUCCAGUCUUCACCAUGUAUACCACCCUGAGGGAUGGACUCAUUGUCACAGGGGGGAAGGAACGACCGACUAAAGAGGGCGGCGCUGUGAAGCUGUGGGACCAGGAGAUGAAGCGCUGCCGAGCGUUUCAGCUGGAGACUGGACAGCCGGUGGAGAACGUCCGAUCUGUCUGCAGAGGGAAGGGAAAGAUCCUGGUGGGAACCAAAGAUGGAGAGAUAAUAGAAGUUGGAGAAAAGAAUGCUGCCUCCAACACCAUGAUCAACGGACACACUCAGGGAGGGAUCUGGGGUUUGGCAACUCACCCUUUCAAAGACGUCUUCAUCUCUGCCAGUGACGACGGGACAAUCAGAAUAUGGGACCUUGCCGAUAAGAAACUCCUGAACAAGGUGAGUUUGGGUCACCCCGCCAAGUGCACCUCCUACAGCCCCAACGGAGAGAUGGUUUCCAUCGGCAUGGAGAACGGAGAAUUCAUCAUCCUGCUGGUCAACUCCCUCACCGUCUGGGGCAAGAAAAGAGACCGCAGCGUCGCCAUCCAGGACAUAAGGUUCAGUCCAGAUAUUCGGUUCUUGGCGGUGGGUUCAGUUGAAAGUGCUGUGGAUUUUUACGACCUUUCUCUCGGACCAUCCCUCAACCGGAUCGGUUACUGUAAGGACAUCCCUGGCUUCGUCAUCCAGAUCGACUUUUCUGCUGACAGCAAACACAUCCAGGUGUCCACCAGCACCUACACCCGGCAGGUGCACGAAGUUCCCUCUGGGAAGAUCGUAACAGAGCAGUCUGUCUUAGAGAGGAUCACCUGGGCUACCUGGACCAGCAUCCUGGGCGAUGAGGUUCUCGGCGUUUGGCCUCGUAACGCUGAGAAGGCUGACGUUAACUGUGCUUGUGUUUCCCACGCCGGUGUCAACCUGGUGACAGGAGACGACUUCGGCCUCAUCAAACUCUUUGAGUUUCCCUGCUCCGAAAAAUUCGCGAAACACAAGCGUUACUUUGGUCACUCUGCUCAUGUGACCAACAUUCGCUUCUCCUGUGAUGAUAAAUACAUCAUCAGUGCCGGUGGCAGUGACUGCAGUUUAUUUGUGUGGAAAUGUCAGUGAGCUCUACCUGGAUCCUCCACCUGAGUCUUCACCUGAGAUGCUGCAUUCACCUGACGCUUCAGUCCCUUUACCUGAGAUCACACCGGACAGGAAGUCUGAACACAAACAGCCUGCGAGCGUUUAAAUCCACAGACUGAACCGCCCGGGUUUGAGAGUUUUCUGCUGCUGUGGGAUCAAACCUGUGAUGUCUCUGCUACGAGACGCUCUGUGGGGGGGGGGUCAGUCUUUUAUUGUGACGUAGUUGUUCUUGUACAUUCAGAUGCUUUUAUUGUGAAACUGAAGAGAAGUUGUUUUUAUUUCUGUGUUCGUUAACUUUGUUUUAAACCUGAGGAAAGUGCAGUUUUUCGGUUUUACCUCUGAAGAAGUCGUAGCUGUUUGAUGUAGCAGUGUUUGUCAGUAUGUGCCUUUCUCACAAAGUCUGACCAAACAUUUGAUACAACUUUAUUUAUAAUCGUGGUGCUGAUUAUUUAGGGCUUUUACAGACAUGGACGAUAAAUACUGUCACUGUAUUGUUUGUUUUUUAUCUCAUACUGUCCAAUGAUGCAGUCGUGUUUCACUGCAGUAUUAAACUGAAGUAGAAAACAAUAGAAGAAAGAUGGAUCAUUGUUUGAUCCCAGUUAUUAAAAAACAAUUUGAAUAAAACUUGUUUGAUAAGCAAAAGAUUCUACCUCAAAAUAGAGUGAAAAUAAAUAACAGGAAAUAAUAUUUAAGGUAGAAAAUAGCUAUUUAUUAGAAUUAAAUUUUAAGUGAGCAGAGCAUCCUUUUCUGUCCACAUGAGGGCGCUGUGACUUCUCUGUGUUCAACUGCUGUGGAAAUAAAACUGGAGGAAACUGAGUGCUAAUUUUUGAUGUCUGGAUUUAAACUAAAAUAUUUAGGAACCUCUACAACAACAGAAAUAUAACUGGUAAUAUUGUUUUUAUGCAGGUUCGGGGGCAGUAAAUGUAAAAUCCAACAUAUUGUUUUUCAGGAUCCAUCAGCUUCAGUUUCUUCUGUCGCUAAAGUCUAAAGACGAACAUGAAGAAGAGUUUUCAGAUUUUCCUCUAAUCUUUUGAUUACAUUAAAAACCAGUGAUGGUGAUCCUGUGUAACUGGUUAAACUAAACUAACCUGGGCCAGACUAACAGCAGCAGCUCAGGUGAGCUUCAUUUACCUGUUCAGAUGUCCCUCUGCUGGUGACUCAGUUCCACUGGAGAUUUCUGGAUCCUGUUUCACAAAAACCUGGUUGGAUUUUUUUAAAUUAAUUUUCAUUUCCAGUGAGAGAAGAAAUUAAAUUAAUGUGUUGAAAAUGUAGAUUUAAAUCUUUUACAAUAAAAGUGAAACUAAAAAAC